AUGUCGGGAAGAGGCAAAGGAGGAAAAGGUCUUGGAAAGGGGGGCGCCAAGCGUCACAGGAAAGUCCUUAGAGAUAACAUCCAGGGUAUUACCAAGCCCGCCAUCCGUCGUCUUGCACGUAGAGGUGGAGUCAAACGUAUCUCUGGACUCAUUUACGAGGAGACCCGUGGUGUGUUGAAAGUUUUCCUUGAGAACGUGAUUCGUGAUGCUGUCACCUACACCGAGCACGCCAAGAGAAAGACAGUCACAGCCAUGGAUGUUGUCUACGCCCUCAAGAGACAGGGACGCACCCUUUACGGAUUCGGUGGUUAGAUACUCUAUCACCGUUUGUGCA
Messenger RNA from Ostrea edulis (European flat oyster), 334 nucleotides. Its product is annotated as histone H4. Gene Ontology annotation, molecular function: protein heterodimerization activity; structural constituent of chromatin; DNA binding. Gene Ontology annotation, cellular component: nucleosome. Gene Ontology annotation, biological process: nucleosome assembly. NCBI's taxonomy places the organism in Eukaryota, Metazoa, Mollusca, Bivalvia, Ostreida, Ostreidae. The coding region runs from base 1 to 312 and encodes 103 amino acids. The transcript has a single exon. The record is from RefSeq and is a predicted model, not a curated record.